This is a messenger RNA of Callorhinchus milii (elephant shark), 1336 nucleotides long. RefSeq names its product heterogeneous nuclear ribonucleoproteins A2/B1. The record is from RefSeq and is a predicted model, not a curated record. The transcript has 11 exons. Gene Ontology annotation, molecular function: RNA binding. Lineage: Eukaryota; Metazoa; Chordata; Chondrichthyes; Chimaeriformes; Callorhinchidae. The coding region runs from base 213 to 1235 and encodes 340 amino acids.
CUCCGGCCGCCAUUUUGUGGCUCCGCAGAAGGUUCUGGAAGAAGCUGAGUGACGGCCGGCGUCCUUUCCAACAGCGUCCGUGUGUGAUCCGCCAGAAAGAUUGACUCCUUUUUAAAUAUAAAAAAAUAUAUAAGUCAGAUUAUUUUAAUACUUGUCGAAGCGGGAAAGUUGGUUGAUUUAGUUUUUAAACAAAAGUUUUUUAUUUCAACGGGAUGGAGAAUCGUGACAAAGAACAAUUUCGCAAACUGUUCAUAGGUGGUCUCAGCUUUGAUACAACAGAAGAGACUCUGAAAAAAUACUUUGAGCAAUGGGGAAAGCUGACAGACUGUGUAGUUAUGAGGGAUCCAUCAUCCAAACGAUCAAGAGGGUUUGGGUUUGUCACCUUCUCAUCUGCUGAAGAAGUUGAUGAUGCAAUGGCUGCUAGACCUCAUAAGAUUGAUGGCCGUGUUGUUGAGCCCAAGCGAGCAGUUGCAAGAGAGGAAUCUGGGAAACCAGGUGCUCAUCUGACUGUGAAGAAGCUAUUUGUUGGUGGGAUCAAAGAUGACACAGAUGAACAUCAUCUAAGAGAGUAUUUUCAAACCUUUGGAAACAUUGAGACUAUUGAAGUAAUAACAGACCGACAGAGUGGAAAAAAGAGGGGUUUUGCAUUCGUCACUUUUGACGAUCAUGAUCCGGUGGACAAAGUAGUCCUUCAAAAAUAUCAUUAUGUUAAUGGACACAAUGCAGAAGUACGGAAAGCUCUGUCCCGUCAGGAAAUGAUGGAUGCACAAAGUUCCAGGUCUGGAAGAGGAGCAGGUGGUGGAUAUGGAGGAGAUUCGCGUAGAAGUAACAGUUUUGGUAUGGGACGCGGAGGCAACUUUGGAGGACACAAUGGAUUUGGAAGUAGCCGUGGUUUUGGAGAUAGCCCUGGGUACAAUGGUUAUGGUGGAGGUGGUAGUAACUUUGGUGGAGGACAUGGAUUUGGAGGCGGAAGGAGUGGAUUUGGAGGUGGAGGAUAUGGCAGCCAUGGUGGUGGUGGCUAUGGUGGAGGCUAUGGAGGAGGUGCCAAUUAUAGUGGAAGUUUUGGAGGAGGUGGUAACUAUAAUGAUUUUGGAAGCUACAGCCAGCAUUCCUCUAAUUUUGGGCCAAUGAAAGGUGGAAACUUUGGUGGCAGAAACAUGGGUGGGCCAUAUGGAGGAAGCUACGGUCCUGGUGGUGGAGGUAAUGGUGGAUUUGGUGGACGUAACCGAUAUUAGUUGUGAGAUAUUAAUUCUGCAACAUCUUACUUCAAGGGAGCUGUACUGCAGAAUUGAGGGGAAUGGCUGUUUUAAGAAGAGUGUCUAGAUCUGUGAACGUU